Molecule: messenger RNA, 624 nt
Organism: Lolium perenne
Lineage: Eukaryota; Viridiplantae; Streptophyta; Magnoliopsida; Poales; Poaceae
Product: bidirectional sugar transporter SWEET11-like
Biological process (GO): carbohydrate transport
Cellular component (GO): membrane
Molecular function (GO): sugar transmembrane transporter activity
Source: RefSeq, a predicted model, not a curated record
AUGGCGGUGGCGGCAAUGUGCAUCACAACGAUCGCGGAUAUCUGCCGUCACAGGUCGGUGGGCAACCGCUCGGCCUUGCCGUACAUAGCCAAGCUGAUCAGCUGCAUCCUACUGGCAGUGUACGCGGUCUGGCCCAAAGACAGCAACCUCAGCUCCCUCAUCAACAUCAUUGGUAUCGGCACGCAGGCCUACUGUUUGGUUAAGUAUCUCACCUACUGCACUGAUGUGUACCGCCACUGGUGCUACGUGUGUCUGGUAUCAGCAACAGUUUUCCUGGUGAGUAUCAUUGCGCUGUAUCUGUCGGAUGUCGAGGGAAACUUGGCCUUCUUCUCUUGGACAUGCGCCAUUUGCAGAAUUGUGCCGGCAAUUGUCCCGCUUCUGAACGUGGGUACCGCGGUGAGGGAGAACAAUAUGCGCUCUAUGCCAUCUGUCCUCUCCUGUGGGAUUGCCCUGGCGAACGCAAUUCUCUCGAUCGGGGUCGCAUGCACCGGUACUCGCUCUGAUGGUUCUGUACCAGAGGUUGAUAGCUUUCUCCUGUAUCCUAGCUUGGUGGCUUUUGGUUCUGGCGUGGUCCAAAUCUCUCUCCACAUCAGGCUCAGGUUGUUACUUCAGCAUCAGGAAUAA